Molecule: messenger RNA, 2965 nt
Organism: Musa acuminata AAA Group (dessert banana)
Lineage: Eukaryota; Viridiplantae; Streptophyta; Magnoliopsida; Zingiberales; Musaceae
Product: pentatricopeptide repeat-containing protein At3g29230-like
Exons: 1
Coding region: 247-1776 (509 amino acids)
Molecular function (GO): protein binding
Source: RefSeq, a predicted model, not a curated record
CAAUCCCACCCCAGGUUUGAUUAUAACGGCAACUGGUAACGUCAUCUCUCCCUCGUUCCUCUCCCUUUCUCGGCCUUUCUCCUUCCGCUUCACGUCCAACUGGCGACCGCCAACUUCUCUUCGCCGAUCCCAUCUGCAUCCUCGCUCACCAUCGCCGCUGCCACCGAUGUCGAUCGCCUGGCCGCCAUCCUCGGUUCGGCGACCCCGAUUCCCCUCCCCCAGCUCAACCAAAUCCACGCUCACAUCAUGCGCUACUUCUCCGGUGCCGCUUUCUCUUCUGCCUUUCUCCUUCCCCUUUUCAAUGUCGCCAUCCGCUCCCUCUCCAAGUCUCCACUUACCUCCGCCCCGUUUGCUGCCCUCCGGCUCUACCUCCUCAUGACCCGCGCUUCUCUCCACCCCGGCCGCUUCACCCUCCCCUUCCUCCUCAACUGCUCCGCCGCCAUCCCCUCCCUCCCCCUUGGCUCUGAGCUCCACUCCCGCGCCCUCCGCUCUGGCCUCCUCGCCGUCCUCCCCGUCUCCAACGCCCUCGUCGACAUGUACGGCAAGUGCGGCUCCCUCCUCCUUGCCCGCGCUGCCUUCCUUGAUAUACCCCUCAAGGACGUCGUCUCCUUCAACGCCCUCCUCGGCGCCCACGCUCGUCUUGGUGCCGACAUGCCUUCCGCCCUGCGGUUAUUCGACGCCAUGCCCCACCGGAACGUCAUAUCCUGGAACGCCUUGAUUGUCGGCUACGCCAAUGCCGGCGACCUGUCCUCCGCCAGGGCCGUCUUCGACCGGAUGCCGGUCCAAAACACCGUCUCUUGGACCGUCAUGGUGGUUGGGUACUGUAAAACUGGCGCUGUCGUUGCCGCCAGAGAACUGUUCGACCGAAUGCCCGAAAAGAACCUGGUAUCAUCGACUGCGAUGAUCACCGGGUACUCCCAAUGUGGAAUGCCUAAGGAGGCUUUUGCGCUGUUCCGCCGGUUGGAACGGCAGAGGAUUGAGCCAGACGCAGCCACAAUGGUUGGUGUCAUUUCUGCAUUGGCUCAGUUAGGGAGUGUGGAGUUGGCGAACUGGGUUGGGUCGUAUGUCGACCGCAAGAAGAUCGACAGGAAUGAACGUGUUCUCACUGCACUUGUGGAUAUGCAUGCCAAGUGCGGGAAUGUCGAGAAAGCCCUUCAUGCAUUCGAGGAGAUACAUUUCCCGGACGCAUACUCAUACACGGCUCUCAUCAAUGGACUGGCGUCCCAUGGACAUGAAUUGAAGGCGCUUGACAUUUUUGACAGGAUGCAAAAGGAGGCGAUCAAGCCAGAUCCGAUCACGUUUGUUGGCGUGCUGAGUGCCUGUAGCCAUGCAGGGCUUGUUGACAAGGGGCUCGAGUACUGGGAAAGCAUGUUUCGUGUCUAUGGUAUGGAUCGGAGGGCCGACCACUAUGCUUGUGUCGUAGACAUGCUUGGACGGGCAGGGAGGCUUAAACAAGCUUUUGAAAUGAUUCAGAGCAUGCCGAUGGGGCCUCAUCCCGGAGCCCUUGGGGCAUUGCUUGCAGCUUGUAGGACUUAUGCAAAUAUUGAGAUUGCAGAGAGUGUUGCAAAAGAGCUCUUUAAGCUGGAGCCCAAUAAUACAGGGAAUUAUAUACUUCUAUCCAGUAUAUAUGCUGAGAGAGGACAAUGGGAGGAUGCUGCAAGAGUUAGAGCAAUGAUAAGGGGCAGAAAAUUCAACAAGCUUCCAGGAUUGAGUUGGAUUGACGAACAGCAGAGAGGCCGUAGAUUUCAGAAUAAGGUACUGAUGCACAUCAAAUGAGGAACAGAUUUAUGUAUCACCUCUUUUGUUGGUCAGUCCUAGACAAGGUGAUGAUUUGUUGCGAACGCAAAUAAUGGUGAUGAUUGGUCGACAAGGCAAAGAGGAUUGAUGGUUGCCAGGGGUUCUUGUUUAUUUUGGUGCAACAAGAAGUAUCCAGUACGGUGCGCUUUCAGGUAAAAACCAUUUGUGGUAGGCGAUUAUGCCUCAGGCCAUCUGUUAUAUGUGGCAAAAUGAGACAAAGACUACGGAAUAGUGUUAGUCAAAUGGGAGAAUCAACUUUGUAUCGUAUAGUCUUUCUUUUGUUUCCAUGGACCAUCAUGGAAACAUGAUGGUAACAUGGAGGUAACAUAAGAAUCAUCUCAAAGCUUUCUUCUAUAAGGCAAUCAGUUAAAGCUGGCAAUGAUCAUGUGCAAAGUGAUAAGACUUCCCAAAACAGGAGAUUUUUUUAUGCGAUUCUGAUCUUGGUCUUGUCUGCAUAACAGGAAGAAAUAUUCGCAGCUAGAGAGUAUCUGAAUAUCCUGAAUUUGAGCUCUAUCAGUUUCUAUUACUGCUACUUGAUCCAGUCCAUCGAUCUGGCUGCCGCUUGUUUAUUUCUUUGGGAUGUGAUAUCUGGGGGGUCCUAAGAUGGCUAACCUGUCUGAUUCUUUCAAAUUGAUCUAUACGCUGUCAGAGCAUAUAGCAGUGGCUGUGAUUAAAUCUCCUUAGCCAUAUACACCUGUUGAGAUAAGUCAGUGUCGGAAUUCGAAACAUUUAUUCUCUGUUUAUUUCACAGAGCAUUUGAAAUUGGUAUCAAAAUGUAUGUGUGGACAGCCAGGAAAUAACUUUGUUUGUGUGAGACACCAAAACUGGUGGGUGGCCAUGGACUUAGGUUGCUAUGGAGUGGUCUCUGAUGAUUGUUGGUUUAGCUGGAGGGAUAUCCUUUAUCCAGCUCAGUUCGGGCCUCCUCUGUGAGUAUGCUUCUUUAGCAUAAUCUAUGGGAGAGCCAGUUGAUAUAUAGCUUGAUUUAGAUUGUAAAGAAUAUUUAUAUAUGGUAGAUAAGUCUCUUAUGAUGCUCUAGAUGUCUCUUAUAAGUCAUGUAAGUUAUUUGUGCUUGUUAGUUACUCGUCAAGUGUAGAACAACUUUUUUCCUGCUUUAGAAAACCCCAAAAAAGUAUUUGAUAAAGAUUUAUCUCUUUUGCUUAUUGAGUCA